Molecule: messenger RNA, 1225 nt
Organism: Olea europaea var. sylvestris
Lineage: Eukaryota; Viridiplantae; Streptophyta; Magnoliopsida; Lamiales; Oleaceae
Exons: 7
Coding region: 169-906 (245 amino acids)
Source: RefSeq, a predicted model, not a curated record
UUUUAAAUCUGGGGUCAAUGCAAACUUGAGCUAAAACUUGAAGGAUCAAAUAUCAAAACUAAAAGUUUUGGUGUAUUCUCAUUCUCCAAACCAAAACCCCCCCUCUGACUGAGGACAUUACAAUCAGCCGUUUCAUUCUUCAGUUGAGAAUAAAAGAGACAAAAGAAAAUGAUAAAAAGGAGAUUUUACAGGCUUGAACAUGGUAACAGGGAUGCUCCCUCUGAUUCAUCAUCUUCUUCUUCUGACUCCGAAGUAGAGGCAGAGGUUCAGGCAACAGAGGAAACAGAAGAUGAAGAAGAAAAUGAGGUUGCAGAAUUGAGAGAGAACGAUCAAGCUUCCUCUUCUUCUGGAUAUGAAAGUGAGCAUAGUUCAGUAAAUGAAGUUAAUCUUGAUUCAUCAGGUUUACCAACAAGUGAUGACGAUAUCACAACUCAAAAUCUCAUGCAAAUCAUCGCUGAAAGUCGUCCAAGUGGCAAAGGCAAUGCUGAACCUGUAAAUACCGAGCACAAUCAAGAAAAUGAUGAAAUCCCAUUGGAUGCAGCAGACUGCGUCUUAAAAUUAAAAUCAGUUUUCAAGUGCAGGCUAUGCCCUAGGAUCGUGUGCUUGUCAGAGGAGACUCUAAAGGCCCAUCUCACCUCCAAGAGACAUGCCCGUUCUGAAAAAUUACUAAGAGAAGGCAGGCUCAAGCUUAUGCUCAACAGCGAUGGGCAGAUUGAGGGAGAGGCUCAUUCUGAGAUGCAGGAUGCAACUGCAGUAUCAGGAGAGGAGAAGCCGACCAAGUUGAAGAAGAAAGCGAAAGGAGAAUGGAAACAGAAGAAAAGAUCAAGGAAGAAGGAAGCGUCAAGGUUGGAGAGAGGAAGUUCGAGAGAGUACCAAGGAAAGAAGAAACGGAAAAAUGACAGUUGAAGAAAACAAUAUUCUGUUGCUUAUUGUCUUCAAGGCAAGAAUGAAGAUCCAAAAUGUGGCUAGAUAUCAAUGAAUACGAACUUAUAAGCAAGUUGACGGUCUGUUUGCACCAGUCAGACAUUUUUCCAAUUUUGGCUAAACCACAUGGUGGGGAAAAAAAACACAGGAAAAAGGAAAACAGUUUUCUUACAUGUAUUUUUUGUUAGUUUCCUUGGGCGAACAAGUUAUGAUCCUUCCAAACUAGCUAAAUGAUUCGCAUGUAACAUUUUACCGUGUGAUUCAUGCACUAUGAAACUUAUUUGAAUAACAUUUGAUUUAA